GGCUGAUAGAUUCUGUCAAGCAUCUAUAUAAGAAGCGGUUUUGCUUCUCCAAGAAUGAUCCCUAUAGGCUUAUAUUUUCCUCAAGUUGUAACAAUGUCGGUCACAUUGUAGUUACUUUAGACAAUUUAGAACAAGACGAUACUAGUUUUGUAACUUUGACACUUGAAAGAAAAAACAUGAUCUUUUCGUUAGGACUAUUCUUUGUCAAGAAGACACCAAAAUUUUUGUGUGCUGUUGUGACUAUUAUCAACGUUGUUAUGAUCUUUUUCGUUAUAAACGGUGCUACGCACGAUUCUGACGCAUAUUCAAACCUAUACUCAGUUGAGUUCACGUUCAAUCAAACAAGCGACAUUUCGUCAGCGCUAUCCACACAAUACAGUAAGCAACAUAAAGGGAACAGCCUGCAAGACUUUGUUGUGAGAGUAGGAUACAUGGGUGUUUGCAUCAAUUUUGGGGACGGGAUGCAGUGUGGAUAUACCUCGGACAUGGAAUAUACUUAUCAAGACCAAGUCCCUUCCUUCUCCGUAACAGGCGGAAACAAGAAUUCAACUUCUAGUACUAGCUUGGAGGUGUUUGAUAUUGCAUAUGCGAUACAACAGAAAACAGCAAGGCACCAGAUCUUCAUAGUGGAGAUAAUUUUUCUGCUAGCGCUAUUGGUAGUUCAGCUUUACAACAUGAUAGGAUUCUUGCCACUUCAAAAGUACGCAUCUUAUCUCUCAAUGCUUAUACUAGGAUCCUUUUGGAUAAUACUGUGUAUCUCCAUCACUUGGACCAUGGUAGUCUGUCACGAUCUCGUCAGUGUUGGUGGGGUCAUGACAAUGAACAUCUUAUCGUUUUCUAAGGGCAAGAGGUCACAGGGAGUUCUAUGGGCCGUAUUUGCUCUCACCAUAGUCCAGACAGCGUACUACAUGUGGACUCUGAUAGGUGGCACUGGCUUCAUGCAAGGCAUUUCCAGAUCUGGCGCCAAAAAGAACACGGAUGUGGAGAAAGACGCUGGCAGCGUUUCUGACAGUGUGAUGAGCAGCAUCACCACUCUAAGAGGCACUCUUUAAACUCUCACAACCAUUCAUAGCACAAGUUAUACAUCUUUCUUUUCCUUUCACAACCCCGUUCUUUAAUAUAUAAACAGGUAACUUCCAAUCAUGAGAGUAUGAACCAUGCUCAGCAGGC
Pichia membranifaciens NRRL Y-2026 is the source of this 1170-nucleotide messenger RNA. RefSeq lists its product as hypothetical. The record is from RefSeq and is a predicted model, not a curated record. Gene Ontology annotation, biological process: conjugation with cellular fusion. The transcript has a single exon. NCBI's taxonomy places the organism in Eukaryota, Fungi, Ascomycota, Pichiomycetes, Pichiales, Pichiaceae. The coding region runs from base 177 to 1052 and encodes 291 amino acids. Gene Ontology annotation, cellular component: membrane; mating projection tip.